AUGAGUUCAUAUUCCGUGGGAAUAGUUUGCGGCGGGGCGCAGCCGGGAUGGCCUGUUAAUUGCCCGCUGUCGGGCUGGCCACGCCACGGCCCCAGAAUUUCUGGCCGCCAGAGCCGCAAACGCGACCCGGCGCGCCGGCCCACUGGAGCGCACUGUGUCCAGCCAGCCGGCAGUCGGCCCGGCCGCGCCCUGCCCGCGGCGGGCCGCGCCUCACUGGGUGCGGGCGCCCGCCUUCCCGCCCGCCCACGACCGCCCCCGCUCGCCCCCGCCCAACGCAGCUCGCCAUCGCCCGCCUCCGCUCGCCUCUGCCCGCCUCCACCCGCUCUCUCUCACCACACGCCCUUCCUGCCCUGCUGCCGCAGGCCUUUACCUAUGUCCUGUGACGCACGGCUGUCGAUAUGGCGCUAA
Molecule: messenger RNA, 408 nt
Organism: Schistocerca serialis cubense
Lineage: Eukaryota; Metazoa; Arthropoda; Insecta; Orthoptera; Acrididae
Exons: 2
Coding region: 1-408 (135 amino acids)
Source: RefSeq, a predicted model, not a curated record